AUGAAGCCGAAUAAAAAAUACAACGAACCGACACGGGAUAGCGAUACUGAAAGCAUGGAAGAAGAAGAUGAAGAGGAAGAGGAGGAGGAAGAAGAGGAAGAAGAAGAAGAAGAAAAUGAAGACGAUGAAGAAGGAGCUGUGGUAAAAGAUGAAAACGAUAACGAUAAAAAUGAAGAAGAAUACGAAGAAGUAGAAGUCGAUGAGGAAGAUGAUGAUGAUGAGGAGGAGGAUGAAGAAGAAGAUGAUGAAGAGGAAGAGGAAGAGGACGAUGACGAAGAAAGCGAUUACAAUGAUAAUUUUCACGUGGAGAAAAUAAUUACUAAAAAUCAGUCGACUCCGUUAACGAAAGUUGAUGAUUCAUCACGUCGCGUACCGGAACCGGAAACGGAAAUGAAAAAGAAACGAAUAAUGACACCUCAAUAUGUUGGUGAAAAACAAAAAGGGAAAAAUAUCGAACGAUACCCGAGAGGAGGAAUUCGUAGAAAUUCAUCUGAGGAUGAUGAAAGAGAAGAAUACGAAUCCGAUGCAGAUUCAGAAGAUGAAGAAGAUGAUGAUGAUGGUGAAGAAUCCGUGGCAUCGAAAAAAGUAAUAAACAACGUCAACAACAACAAAGGAAAAUUAUCAUCGGAGAAUGGUGCGAAAGAUGAAGCAUCUUCUGAUAAAUUCAAAUGUGGUAAACCCGUCCAAAUCAUACAGUUGAAAGAUGAUCACGUUUUCGAACUCGACGAAGAAGCUUUGGAAAGUAUUUUGAUGCAAGAACACGUCAAGGAUAGGUACAUAGUCGUGGUGUCCGUCGCGGGCGCGUUCAGAAAGGGAAAAUCAUUUUUGUUGGAUUUUUUUUUACGUUACAUGAGAACGAAGUACGUUCUUCAUCAGGGAGAUACCGAUUGGCUCGGAUCCGCCGACAGACCUUUGGAUGGUUUUUCGUGGCGCGGAGGAUGCGAACGUGACACGACGGGCAUUCUUUUAUGGUCCGAAGUUUUUUUGACAGAUUUACCGAACGGCGAUAAGGUGGGAGUCGUUUUGAUGGACACACAGGGAGCUUUCGAUUGCGAGAGCACGGUUCGAGAUUGUGCAACGGUUUUCGCUUUGAGCACGAUGAUAAGUUCGCUACAAAUAUAUAAUUUGUCACAUAACAUACAGGAAGAUGAUUUGCAACAUCUUCAGUUAUUUACCGAAUAUGGAAAAUUGGCAUUGGAGGACAUAAAGGAAAAACCAUUUCAACGUUUGCAAUUUCUCGUUCGUGAUUGGAGUUUUCCAUACGAGGCUCCGUACGGCGCGGAAGGCGGACAAAAAAUAUUAACGAGACGUUUAACCGUUUCCGACAAGCAACAUCCCGAACUUCAAUCCCUAAGGAAACACAUAAAUUCUUGUUUCACGGACAUAUCGUGCUAUUUAAUGCCGCAUCCGGGUCUCAAAGUUGCGACAAGUCCGACUUUCGACGGAAGACUAUCCGAUAUAGAAAACGAUUUUAAAAAAUGCCUUUCCCAGUUGGUGCCUAUGCUUCUCGCUCCUGAAAAUUUGAUUAUAAAACAAAUAAGCGGUCAAAAAGUGAAAGCGAAAGAACUCGUACAGUAUUUCAAAACAUACACGAACAUGUACAAAGGAAACGAACUUCCGGAACCCAAAUCAAUGUUGAUGGCGACAGCAGAAGCGAAUAAUUUGGCCGCCGUGGCCACGGCCAAAGAAACAUAUCAGAAUCUAAUGGAGGAAAUUUGCGGAGGAACGAAACCCUACGUCAACACUCAACGUUUGGAAAGCGAACAUUAUAAAAUCAAACACAAAGCCGUCGUUCAAUUCACUUCGAAAAGGAAAAUGGGAGGAAAAGAAUUUUCCGAACAGUAUAGGGAAAAAUUAGAAACGGAUUUAGACGAAUUGUUGGAACAGUUUAGAGCACACAACGAAAGCAAAAACAUAUUCAAAGCUGCCAAAACUCCGGCCGUGUUCUUCGUAUUGGCCAACAUAUUUUACUUGCUCUCGGCAUUGUUCGGAUUUUUCGAAAUGUAUUCGGCUGCAAAUUUUUGCAAUUUACUCAUGGGAAUGUCGUUCAUUUCCCUGGGAACGUGGGCAUACGUUCGGUUCAGCGGAGAUUUCGUAGGAAUAGGAAAAACUUUGGACAAUAUCGCGUUAACCGUUUGGGAAUUCUUUCUCAAACCGUUAUAUCAGAAAUUAAUGGGUCGAAGAUUAGAAGAAGCAGCUUUUAACGCAGCAAAGACGGCCGCGGCAAGUUUGGCAGGGUCAGCUUUGGCAAAUGGAAAAUCAUCGUGA
Molecule: messenger RNA, 2268 nt
Organism: Pediculus humanus corporis (human body louse)
Lineage: Eukaryota; Metazoa; Arthropoda; Insecta; Psocodea; Pediculidae
Product: Atlastin, putative
Exons: 9
Coding region: 1-2268 (755 amino acids)
Biological process (GO): endoplasmic reticulum organization; protein homooligomerization
Molecular function (GO): GTPase activity; GTP binding
Source: RefSeq, a predicted model, not a curated record